AGUCUGGUGGGGUGCUGCGCGGGGUGCGGACCGCCGGGGCUCGGAGUGGCCAGGGGCGUCCGCCAGGGGGCGCGCCGCGACGGGGCGGGAGGGGCAGUCUGGUCCAGGGAAUUAGCUCCAGGGACGCGCGCGCGCGGGUCCCCAGCACAUCUGGGCCAGAGCGGCGCCGCUGGAGCCAAGGGGGGCGCGGGGCGCGGAUCUGGAGCGGCGGAGUCUUGGCCCAGCUGGGGCCCUUCGAGGCUCUCGGGCGCACACCUGGGACCUCGAGCAGGGGCUUUGCCGCGCACAGCUGGGGCAGGGGGGCGGGGGCGGCGGCUGCACAGCUGGACCAAAGGGGGCGGGGUCGGUCCUGGGCGGCAGACAGAGGGGAGGGCCGCGAGUCGCCGGGGACAGGAGCUCGGGACGGCGCGCCUGAAAGAACAGGGUUGAGCAAGGGGCGUGGGACCCCGAAAGGCAAAGAGGACAGAAAGGCACCAGAGAGCAAAGGAGGAAGAUGCGACUGACUCGCUGCUGCUUCGUGUUCCUAGUGCAGGGCAGCCUCUAUCUGGUCAUCUAUGGCCAGGAUGAUGGUCCCCCCGGUUCAGAGGACCCUGAGCAUGAUGACCACAAGAACCAGCCCCGACCCCGGAUGCCUCGGAAACGGGGCCACAUUGCACCAAAGUCCCGUUCCAUGAUCAAUGCCACUCUCUUAGGGCUGCUGGCUCCACCUGGUGAGGCAUGGGGGGGCUUUGGGCAGCUCCCCAGUCGCCCAAACCACAGCUCCCCACCCUCAGCCAAAGUGAAGAAAAUCUUUGGCUGGGGUGACUUCUACUCCAACAUCAAGACGGUGGCUCUGAACCUGCUGGUCACCGGGAAGAUUGUGGACCAUGGCAACGGGACCUUCAGCGUCCACUUCCGGCACAAUGCCACAGGUCAGGGCAACAUCUCCAUCAGCCUUGUGCCCCCCAGUAAAGCCGUGGAGUUCCACCAGGAGCAGCAGAUCUUCAUUGAGGCCAAGGCCUCCAAGAUCUUCAACUGCCGCAUGGAGUGGGAGAAGGUGGAGCGGGGCCGCCGGACCUCACUGUGCACCCAUGACCCAGCCAAGAUCUGCUCUCGAGACCAUGCCCAGAGUUCAGCCACCUGGAGCUGCUCCCAGCCCUUCAAAGUUGUCUGCGUCUACAUAGCCUUCUAUAGCACAGACUACAGGCUGGUCCAGAAGGUGUGCCCAGAUUACAACUACCACAGUGAUACCCCCUACUAUCCUUCUGGGUGACCCCAGGCAGGCUAUGGACGCUGGGCCAGGGCUGGAAGGUCAGGCCUGCCUGUGCAAGAGGUCAUCCAUCUGGACAUUAGGCAGGCCAGGGGAGGACUACAGGCAGGGAGGGGGCUGGAGACAAGGAGAGGCCAAGGGUGGCUGGGUCCGAGUCUUAGGUGGUGAGGGAGGACCCCCAAGCUCUGGCUCUGGCCUGUGGUGGUGGAGCAGCCAGGACACAGGAGAGCUGGUGGUAAGCAGAGGGGGGCAGGAGGAGUUCCUGCACAGACUGGGGGUGGGUGCUUGUGCUGUGGGACAGACAGGUAGAUGGUGGAUCCAAGAGCUCUCCCACCCCCAGGGCAGAUAGACCAGUGCGACCCUGAUGGAGUCCAGAAGAGUCUAAAACCUUGGUUCCCUCCCUGCCAGCCUGAGAAAGGACAGCGACAAGGAGAGGGGUGUUUCAUCAGCGUGGACACCACGCAGACCAGAAAGAUGACUUGAGACUGGCAUCCUGGGAGCCAGCACUGGCAGCCUGGCAGGCAGCUCAACAGCACCACCCAGUGGACAUCUCUAAGCCCUUGUCCUGGGCUGAAGUGGUGACCCUUGGAAUCUUUAGCUCCUGGGCCUCACCCUUAUCCAGCCAAGCCAUCCCUUUCCCAAAUUCUCCUGCCCUGUCCCUACUUUUGCUUCCCCAUGCUGAUGUGAUACUGACCUUAAAACAGAAGCAGAGGUCAGGGGAAGGGGGCCAGGGGCAGCACCCAGCACCAAAGCCGUCAUGUAUCAUGUGUUCCUCCUCUACUCACCCUGCCAGCUCCUUUGGGGGCAUCUUAAUCUAACCAAGCAGCCUUCCAUGGCCAGCCUCACCUGCCAGAUCAGGGGGCUGGGGGAGGCCAGCCAGGAGGGCAAGCUGGAUGUGCUCCGUAGUGUGUGUCUGUGGGG
Messenger RNA from Erinaceus europaeus (western European hedgehog), 2170 nucleotides. It is a transcript of the gene NXPH3, whose product is annotated as neurexophilin 3. Lineage: Eukaryota; Metazoa; Chordata; Mammalia; Eulipotyphla; Erinaceidae. Gene Ontology annotation, molecular function: signaling receptor binding. The transcript is spliced from 2 exons. The record is from RefSeq and is a predicted model, not a curated record. Bases 494 to 1252 code for a protein of 252 amino acids.